Molecule: messenger RNA, 2542 nt
Organism: Cynara cardunculus var. scolymus (artichoke)
Lineage: Eukaryota; Viridiplantae; Streptophyta; Magnoliopsida; Asterales; Asteraceae
Product: phosphate transporter PHO1 homolog 3-like
Exons: 11
Coding region: 82-2433 (783 amino acids)
Biological process (GO): cellular response to phosphate starvation; phosphate ion transport
Cellular component (GO): plasma membrane; Golgi apparatus; cytoplasm
Molecular function (GO): inositol hexakisphosphate binding
Source: RefSeq, a predicted model, not a curated record
UAUAAACCCUAAUUCACCACUUCCCUUUUCCCCCAUAAAUUCCCAUUUUGCUGGAUUUUGAUUUUGAUUUGGAAAAUAAGAAUGAAGUUUGGAAAGGAAUUUGCUUCACAAAUGGUGCCAGAAUGGCAAGAAGCAUAUAUGAACUACAACUACCUCAAGACUUUAUUAAAAGAAAUCUUGAUUUUCCGGCAACGACAGACCAGAUCAUCAUUGCCGGCGUACCCAUUGCGACCGCCACCGGCGAAGGCGACGUCUUUGAAGAGAAGGGCAUCUCUUUUUAGAGCUUUCAGUGGAUUAACAGGUCGUUAUGGGAACACGAGUCCGAAAGAGGAUAAUGAAGAUGAAGUGAUUCUGGUGAAUGCAAUGCAGAAAUCAGAUGAAGAACAAGGGGAAGAUUGCCGGAGUUACCAGACGAUAUUUCUCCGGUCGGCGGAGGAAGGCGGCGAGUUUGAGCUAGUGUUCUUUAAAAGACUUGAUUUUGAGUUCAAUAAAGUGAUUCAGUUUUAUAGGGGGAAGGUGGAGGAGGUGGUGCAGCAGGCGGAGGAGUUGAAUAUACAAAUGGAUGCUUUGAUUGCUCUUCGAAUUAAAGUCAAUGAUCCUGCUGCUGCUGCUGUUGUUUCACCAAUGACCAAUAAUGAUCCAGCUUCUGUAUCUCCAUUCAUCAAUCAAAGAAACACAGGUUCAUCUCCAUUGGAGGCUAUUCAUGAAGUCGAGAUGAGUAAUCAUGGAAAUGAAAAAGAACCCGAAAAAAAGAGAUUGAACGGUGGCAAGGACUACAAAUUGGCGUCUUUAGAAGUUUUGAAUCACAUAAAGAUCAACGCCACCCCAGAAACCCCGCGAUCCACCAUGAGAAGUGUUUUCAAUAGUACGAGAUCCGACUUGCAUUUCAACAAAAAAGAACUCAGAGAUGCACAAGAAAAAUUGAAGAAAGCUUUUAUUGAGUUCCACCAAAAGCUUCGGCUUCUGAGUAGCUAUGCAUUUCUGAAUCAACUGGCCUUCUCCAAGAUAAUGAAGAAGUAUGAUAAGAUCACGUCAAGAAACGCAUCGCAUGCUUACUUACAGAUGGUUGAAGAAUCUUAUUUGAGUGAAUCUAAUGAGGUCUCUAAACUCAUAGAGAGAGUCGAAGCUGCAUUUGUAAAGCAUUUCUGUAACGGGAAUCGCCAUCAAGGAAUGAACUCCUUGAGGCCAAAAGCUAAAAGAGAUAAGCAUGGUGUAACAUUUUUUGUGGGUUGCUCGAUAGGAUGCUCGUUAGCACUUGUGGUGGCAAUCAUUGCAAGUUUACAUGCGGGAGUUCUUCUCAAGAGUGAAGGUCGAGAUGCAUACAUGAAUACCAUCUUUCCACUGUACAGUCUGUUUGGAUUUAUCGUGUUACAUAUACUGAUGUACGCUGGGAAUUUAUACUAUUGGACACGUUAUCGAGUCAAUUACUCGUUCAUAUUUGGAUUCAAGGCGGGUACAGAAUUGGGUUUUAGAGAAGUCCUACUCCUCGGUUCUGGUCUGUUAGUACUCACUCUUGCAGCUAUAUUGUCAAACCUUGAAAUGGACAUUGAUCCAAAGACUAAAGGUUACAAAGCUAUAACUGAAUUACUCCCUCUCGGUUUACUCAUUGUUGUGGUUUUGAUAACAUUAUGUCCGUUUAACAUCUUCUAUCGCUCAAACCGAUAUUUCCUCUUGGUCUGUUUAUGGCACUGCAUUUGUGCUCCUCUUUAUAUUGUUACUCUCCCUGAUUUCUUCUUGGGUGAUCAGUUAACUAGUCAGGUUCAGUUAUUGAGGAACUUGGAAUUCUAUGUAUGCUAUUAUGGUUGGGGAGAUUUCAAGAAUAGGGAUGCAGGUACUUGCGAAGACGGCAGAAGCACAAUAUAUCGUAAUAUUUCCAUAGUCAUCGCCGUUGUGCCAUAUUGGAUUCGCCUCCUACAGUGCCUACGACGCUUGUUUGAAGGGCAAGAUUCGACACAAGCUCUGAAUGGGCUCAAAUACUUCUCUACCAUUGUUGCUGUUGUUGCAAGGACACUUGAUCCUCUUGACGCAGGAGUGACCAUCAAAAUCAUAUCUGCAACCAGCUCAGUUAUUGCAACAAUUUUUAGUACCUACUGGGAUCUGGUAAAGGAUUGGGGUCUGCUAUGUAGGAAUUCUGAGAAUCCAUGGCUAAGAGAUAAGCUCAUUUUGCCUAACAGAUCUAUCUAUUUUGUAGCAAUGAUAUUAAAUGUGAUACUGAGACUUGCCUGGAUGCAAAGUGUACUGGAUGUUUACGAUACCCCUUUUCUCCAUCGAAAGGCCGUAGUUACAAUUGUUGCAUGUUUGGAGAUCAUUCGUCGUGGCAUAUGGAAUUUUUUCAGGUUGGAGAAUGAACAUUUGAACAACGUUGGUAAAUUUCGAGCUGUUAAAUCAGUUCCACUACCGUUUAGCCACGAGGACGGAGACAAGAAUCUAUAAUUUGUUUUCGGAGAAGAAUGGUAGAGAAUUAGAAGUUUGUUAAUACCGAGUUUCUAUUUACAAAAAUGAAAAACAAUCCAUGCGUAUAAGAGAAUUACAUAUUGAUUUC